ACCGUAAACAAAUCGCUCAACAUUUGUUCACCAAACAGCGACAAAUUUUGUGGUUCACGGGAAAAAUCAGUUCUGGGAAUUCCACAGCGACAAAAGCGCUUUUGCUGUCAUCGCUUGUGCGGCUCUGGCCCUACUAAAUAUGGCAGAUCCGGUAAAAUGUGAUGGACUAUAUACAAUCGUUGGACCGGGAACCAUACACUCUCAUCGAGAUUACAAUGUGGCUGUCGCCGUGCAUCACACCAAGGAGCCAGUUACCUUGAAGAUUGGUAUUACGGGACCCUCGUACAAUGAAACGCAAACGGUCGAGUUGCCUAAUGCCGAUGAGUUCAAGCAGAUUACCUUCACGUUGCCUCCUCUUAAGUCGGGUGACUAUAACUUAACCGCAGAGGGUGUCUCUGGACUUGAGUUCAAGAACUCCACGCAGCUUAGUUUGGCAGAAUUUAAGCCCUAUGUCAAGCUACAAACCGAUAAGGGCAAAUACAAGCCCGGCGACACCGUCAACUACCGCGUAAUCUUCCUAGAUGAGAACCUUAAACCGAGUUUGGCCGAGGACGACGUAGUUGUGUGGUUCGAGGAUCCCAAACGCAAUCGCAUUAAGGAACUYAAGCACAUCGAGACCCGUGGAGGAGUCUACACCGGAAAGUUCGAGUUGUCGGAGUUUGCCCUCUUGGGCUCAUGGACACUUUCGGUGCAGAAUGGCGAUUCAUAUUCGGAUGAGCGGGUCUACUUUGAAGUUGAGAAGUACGUGCUCCCCAAAUACACCAUCUCAAUGGACGCGACUCAGCAUGUGUCGGUGAAGGAUGGUGACAUGCAGGUUGUUGUAAAAGCAAAUUACACCUAUGGCAAACCAGUAAAUGGCAAAGUACUUCUCAAUGUACACACAGACGAAUCAAGCACCUGGUCCACCGUAAAUGGCGAGUCUGUCCGCACAGACACGCCGGGGCACGCUCUCAUCCGAACUGCUGACAUGGUCAACGGCAAGGCGAAAUUUGAUAUUAACGUUAAGGAAUUUGCUAGUUUUUUGCCAUACAAAACAUCGUCGUCGUAUGCACAAAUUUUGGCCACUGUUGUGGAGGACUUCACAGGUGUACAACUCAACGAAACGGGCGGCGUACAGCUUUACCCGUAUCGCUACGAAAUGACCUGCGUGGAUUACACUUCCUGUUAUUCAUUUGUAGCCGAUAAAGAGCACGAGAUCAUUUUUAAAAUCACUCUUGUUGAUGGUACCCUACUUAAAGAUACAAAGACCCCUGUCAAGGCAAAGUUCACCGARGGCAUUCGCCACUCCAGAUAUGGCGAUGAAUCCAAAYUACCGUCGAUUGAGAAUAAAACGCUUGAGUUUGAGAGCCAUCUUAACGAGUCCAGCUUAGCUGUAUUUAAAGUCACAUUACCAGAUUUACCAGACAUGGAAAACUAUACGCGUUACUAUAGCAUCGAGCUACAGUUUGAUGAGGAGGAACGAGAUCUGUAUACAACCUAUCCCUACAGGGAACCAAAGAAAAUUGAACCUCUACCUCAUGAAGAAGAAAAGGAGAAGGAAUGGUUUAAGGUCGAUGUGCAGAGACCUAAGGACAAAUGGAGCCUCAAAAUCGGAGAGGAGUAUCAAGUCACUUUGAACUCCAGUCGUCCCCUCAACUACUUCGUAUACAACAUCAUCGGACGUGGAAAUGUUCUACAAACGGAAAGAGUCGUACUGAGUGAGCCUCAGAAGGUCUAUAACAUCAGCCUGACCCCAACGUUCCUUAUGUCACCUUACGGCCGCAUUUAUGUCUACUAUGUGGAUGAGACUGGCGAAUUUCGCUAUGCCGAGGAUUCUUUCCACGCAGAUGUGGAGCUACAAAACCAAAUUGAAGUGACUGCUCCAGAUGAGGUCAAACCUGGCGCAGAUGUUGAGCUAGAGAUUAAGACAGCGCCCCAAUCAUUCGUUGGCUUAAUGGCUGUUGAUCAGAGUGUCUUGCUACUGGGUAGUAAUAACGAUAUUAAUAAGGAUUCAUUUGGCUGGCGCUUAGGACGGUAUGAUACCCAUACACCGUGGCAAGGAGGUUACUCGUACUAUCCCGGUGAACGUAGUGGAGUUGUAACCAUGACAAAUGCCAACUUCUUUUAUAAUCGCACGGCUCCCGAUUAUCACAUACAAAACUUUGUGGGUGGAGCUAUGCGAAAGACCGCACUUGUUUCGAAUGACAUGGCAUUCAGCACUGCUGUUCCAAUGAGUGCAGCAGCAGAAGGUGCCUUAGUUGGGAACGCAGGAGGGUUCGCUGCGGCGGCACCUGGCUCAGCACCAGUAGUACGGAAAAACUUUGUGGAAACCUGGCUGUUCGAAGACAUUGAAAAUACUAAGGCAGAGAUUUUUAAGUGGGUUCGAAAAAUUCCCGAUACGAUUACAAGCUGGGUGCUGACGGCGUUCUCAUUGCAUCCCGAAAAGGGCUUGGGCGUGACCAACGACCAGCUGAAAAUUAAGACUUUCCAGCCAUUCUUUGUGUCCGUGCGUUUACCAUACUCAGUGAAGCGUGGCGAGGUUAUCAAUGUGCCCGCUCUGGUGUUCAACUACCUGCCCAAGCAGUUGGACGUGGAGGUGACUCUGAGCAACGAGGAUAACGAGUACGACUUUGUGGAUGUUUCCAACGAGGUUCUCGGCGAACAGAAGCGCACACAGACGGUGCGCGUGGGCGCCAAUUCCGCAGCCGGCGCAUCGCACCCCCAGGGCAGCAGCAGUCGCUUUAGCAGCUGCUGUAGCAACAGCCGGCGUCAACACCUUGGCGACUGCCCCAGCGUCGGGCUACGGACUACGGGCUUCGGGCAAUGCCACGAUUUGCGGCAGGCUGCAGGACACAUGCGCAGCGCCAUGGCCACUGACGAGUCCUUCUCGUUCCCGUUAUCGUUCUCGUAG
This is a messenger RNA of Drosophila arizonae, 2890 nucleotides long. Its product is annotated as thioester-containing protein 1 allele R1-like. Gene Ontology annotation, molecular function: endopeptidase inhibitor activity. NCBI's taxonomy places the organism in Eukaryota, Metazoa, Arthropoda, Insecta, Diptera, Drosophilidae. Gene Ontology annotation, cellular component: extracellular region. The record is from RefSeq and is a predicted model, not a curated record.